GUCCCGGGCCGAGAUCACUCGACGAGCCCCAGGAACAGGAGAGGGACGGAGAGAGCGCAAAGCCAUCGAGCGAUGACUUCUAACCCGAGGGUGUACUUCGACAUAACGAUCGGUGGGGCCCCGGCGGGGCGGAUCGUGAUGGAGCUGUUCGCCGACGUGACGCCGAAGACGGCGGAGAACUUCCGGGCGCUGUGCACGGGGGAGAAGGGGCUCGGGCUGUCGCGGAAGCUGCUCCACUACAAGGGAUCGACCUUCCACCGGGUGAUCCCGGGGUUCAUGUGCCAGGGAGGCGACUUCACCGCCGGGAACGGGACCGGCGGGGAGUCCAUCUACGGUGCCAAGUUCGCCGACGAGAACUUCGUGAACAGGCACAAGGGGCCCGGGUUUGUGUCGAUGGCCAACGCGGGACCCAACACCAAUGGCUCCCAGUUCUUCAUCUGCACCGCCGGGGCACCCUGGCUCGACGGCAGGCACGUCGUCUUCGGCCAAGUCGUCGAGGGGAUGGACGUCGUCACAGCCAUCGAGAAGGUGGGCUCCCGGGGAGGCAGGACAUCCAAGACCGUCACCAUCGCCGACUGCGGCGAGCUCUUUUAGAACAAACGUUCGUCGGUGGCAGUGCCUGUACCUCUCUUUCUUCGUUAAUUCUAUAUCUGAUAACGGAAUGGUGUGUCUGAAUCCUCUUUCCGAUCACAUGGUUGGAGGGGUUUAUUCUGAUCUUAUGUCUAUCAUGCUUUUUCUUGGUUUUUGGUUGAAUCCAUGUAUGCUCUGGUUCUAGAGCUGCAUUUAUCUUCAAGAUAUCUAUUCUGUGGUGGUGAAAGAAAAUAGUAAAAUCGGAUUUUACAUGUAAGGUAA
This is a messenger RNA of Phoenix dactylifera (date palm), 852 nucleotides long. Its product is annotated as peptidyl-prolyl cis-trans isomerase. Gene Ontology annotation, cellular component: cytoplasm. The record is from RefSeq and is a predicted model, not a curated record. Gene Ontology annotation, biological process: protein peptidyl-prolyl isomerization; protein folding. Lineage: Eukaryota; Viridiplantae; Streptophyta; Magnoliopsida; Arecales; Arecaceae. Gene Ontology annotation, molecular function: cyclosporin A binding; peptidyl-prolyl cis-trans isomerase activity.